AUGCCCGGAACCUGGUUUCUCCCUUCCGAUUUCACCUUCACAACCGAAGGCCCGCUUCGACUAGGCAUGGUGAUCCCCCAUUGGUCUCGGCCAACUACCGUCCUUGCGGAAAUGGGCUCCGGCAACAACAGUGCCGUCACGUUACCCACAAUCAAAAUCACCGUGGAGCGCAACAGGGCUUUCAAUCGCUCCAAGUCGCGCUCCGAUAGCGUCGGAAUGUGGGCCAAGUUCGAAGGGCUCGCCUCUGUGUUGGCCAAUACGGAGACCGGCAAGAGCCGUAUCACAGACUAUAUGUAUGUAGUGACCGGGUUGCGCAUCGCGACGUCGUCGUUCACUGUCACGGAAGAAGACUCAUCAAAUUUUUCCAUCGAGGCUGAAGGAUCUGGCCCAGCUUCGGGAACGACUCCGGUCGAAGUUGGGGGCAAAAUCAAACAUCAGAGCGGGAAAACAGCAAUGAAUUCGUACGAUACGGCGCCGGGGAUCGUGUUUGCUUAUCAGCUUAACGUUAUACGAACCCGUCGCGCCGGUGUGGAAACAGAGCUCUUUUCUCACAAAAGCAGCUUCCUGACUGGUGAAGGGGGAAAGAAAGAAGAUCCAUUGGUGAUUGUGGACGCGACCAAGGAGGAGAUCGACGAGGAUUUGGAAGAAGACGUUGAGUAUGACAGCGCCGAAGUUGGUGAAGACGAGACUUGUAUUUAUCUCCUCCCAAAAUCAUGA
Bipolaris oryzae ATCC 44560 is the source of this 717-nucleotide messenger RNA. RefSeq lists its product as uncharacterized. Bases 1 to 717 code for a protein of 238 amino acids. The record is from RefSeq and is a predicted model, not a curated record. Lineage: Eukaryota; Fungi; Ascomycota; Dothideomycetes; Pleosporales; Pleosporaceae. The transcript has 2 exons.